Messenger RNA from Pieris napi, 3514 nucleotides. RefSeq names its product proton channel OtopLc-like. The record is from RefSeq and is a predicted model, not a curated record. Gene Ontology annotation, cellular component: membrane. Gene Ontology annotation, biological process: proton transmembrane transport. NCBI's taxonomy places the organism in Eukaryota, Metazoa, Arthropoda, Insecta, Lepidoptera, Pieridae. The transcript is spliced from 10 exons. The coding region runs from base 254 to 2608 and encodes 784 amino acids. Gene Ontology annotation, molecular function: proton channel activity.
CGUCCUUUGCCGCGAGAGGGCGUUUGCUGUGCUCCGAGUGUUAACCAUGUGUAUAUUUUCCGUGUCAAUACGCCGACGCGAUGCGUGCCUAGAAUAGCAACCGGCCUAUUCGUGUGUAAACGAAUCUUAUGGGUUAACGCUAAGGAGAUAAUGACUGUUCUAUUUGAAUUUAAAAUGGAUUACAAAGAGGUGCGGAAACGGACUGUAUUUUAAUGGAUUUUCUUUGAAUGGAAGUUGAAUAGAAGUGACAAAGAUGGAUGAUAGUUCGCCGGAUCUGUCGCUCAAGCUGCGACGGGGGUCAAGUGACUCAAGGGAGUCCUUCUAUAUGGACUUUGCUCAGGGGAUCGACUCGGAUAUUGAGGAAGUGACAACUAUUGAGAGGAUAAUUCCGGAACACCCGGGCGGUAGGACUGAAAGCGAUUCAGACACACUCGCUACUCCAUCUGGUCUUGAAGACAAGGAUUUAUCGCAAUGCUGCUUCUCAAUACCCGCGAACAACAUGUCUGGCGGCUCCCACGUCUCAAGAGGGACAUUUGGAGACUCGGAGAUGUCUGGAAGCAGUGCCCCGCCUCUUCCCAGUCCGGCGUCUGCAAGUGCCGCCCUGGUGUCUCCAGAGACCCUCAGCAGACAUAGCAGUCCACCACCUAUACCAGCUCAUCCUUCAUGCCAGCCAGCACCGUCGUGUUCUUCUCAUCAUGUUCAUAUAGAAUCGCCUUUAAGGUUGCCAAGUCCACCAUCUCUCGGUACUUCACUAUCGCUGCAGCCAGUGUUGUAUGGGCAAUCAGAUGGCGGGUCACCGCGACCGCCGCUGCCACCCGCCCGUCGACCCUCUCGCCCCGCUAACGCUAUACCUAGUAUGCAUAUAAUUAGCGCGAGUGAGGCCUUUGCUACGACGUUAUCUGCAUUGUAUGGGAAGUUACUGGUUGUGAUGGGCAUAGCUUUUCCAAUGGCUGAAGUCAUCUCUACAUACAUCCCACCAUCGUUUUAUGAGGGUUUCUACUUAUACCUGUACAUAGGUAGUAUGGUGUUCCUGUUAUAUAUGUACGCCGCGUUACUUCGAGACCGCUCCCGCAACGCACCUGACACCGUUGUGACCAAAUCCGACUCAAGCUCAUCACAAUCAGAAUCAGAUUCCUGUUCAUCAAGAACAGAGCGGAGUACCGCGACCGCAGCCCACGUCCCACCGCAGUACUUGGGCAAGCGACUCUCUUUAGGCUUCGCGCUCACAUCGAGAACACACCACUAUGGCAGCUUCUAUUUGAGAAUGGGUGCAGUUGCUUUUGGUAUCGGAUCUAUGAUCUACUCGGGAUUAGAGUUUGGCCAAUACUGGGAACUGGAGAGAAACACGAAUUGUCACAACGUUCUCCUCGCUCUCACUCCUGCUACUAGAAUGGCCUUCAUCUUCAUACAGAUGUAUUUCAUCUUUCUCAACAAUGAGAUGAAAGUAUACAAGCACAAAAUAGCGGCGCGAUUUGGUUUAAUGCAUAUGGUGGGAACAAAUUUAAGCGUAUGGCUGAAUGUCCUCGUGCAAGAGACGAAACACGAGAUACUAACGUUCUACGACCCCGAAAACAAGACUAUUGGCUUAUCACAUAGACUAGCGUUCCAGAAGGCAUUUGCGUCUCUAGCAACAGAAGUCCCCCCAUCGCACCCUGCGGCAGCCCACCUCCGUGUCCCUCGCGGACUCAAAGGCCCUCAUCACAUCUUCGAAUGUCGUCGGACGAACAUUAUGGGUUCCCUAGUCCAAGAUGCUUCACCAUUCCUCUUUCCAUGUACUAUCGAAUACUCCCUGAUCUGCGCCGCCAUUUUAUACGUCAUGUGGAAAAAUAUAUCCAAAUACCCAUCGAAAGACGUGGCCGAAGCGAUCGCCAAAGCCCGGAUUUUAGAAGGAUUAGCGUACAAAAAGUCUCCACAUUUGUACAGCGUGGACUGUGCGAGGGCGCACAAAGGUCUCUUCUUCGGAAUUUUUGUCUUAGUUUUAACCAUUAUAUCCCUCAUUCUGUUCUUUGUUCUGGUAUCAAAGAAGGAUUACGCAACACUAGCGGUGGUAGAAGUGAAUCUUUGCGAAUUGGGAUUGUAUGCGAUGACCACAAUAGCGAGUUUGGCGGGAAUGGUAUGCGUAAGAAAUCUCAAGUACGACGGCAAUCGAAAUCUCGAAUUGGACAAUAUACUCCUCGUCGGGGCACAAACAGGUAUGUUCAUUUACGGUACAUUCACGAUCAUCGGUGGUCAUUUCACCAUCGAGAAGAACACAAUUCUCAUAUUGGUGACGGCCCUAUCGUCGCUAGUGCAAACGACGUGCCAGACCAUGUUCAUCCUUGACGCGAGUCGGAGAUCGGCAAAAACACCCGAACAGUUGCGGAAAAAACCGGGAAGGGAGAUAGUCACGUUCCUAUUGGUGACGAAUCUUGCCAUGUGGGCCAUAAAUACCCUAGAGAAGUCGAGGGCGGAAUCUCACCCGGUGCAACUGCAUUUCUACGGUCUAUGGGCUUGGACGAUAAUAACGCACGUGUCUAUGCCCCUCGCGAUCUUCUACAGAUUCCACUCGACGGUUUGUCUAUGCGAGAUUUGGAAGCGAGCGUAUAAAAUGAAACCGGCCUACAUGUAGCACAUUGAAGAAAAUGGUCGCAUUGGUAAAAAGCGGAUACUUUAAAAGUACGACUCGCAUAGAUUAGUGCCAUAUUCAACUCUCUCUGUAUUAAAUUUUAGGUAAGUUUCACUUCAUGUCUCCGAGUGCACUUAUAUUUGUUCCGAAGUUAUCGCUAUGUUAAGUUGUGCGUAGAUGUAUAAUGUGUUAUUUAUUUGGUAGCUUUAUUAGACGCUUUAAUAGGAAUUCAUGUUGUUAGUCUCAGUUUGCAUUUAGAACGGGUUGGAUUUUAAUUUUAGCGUUUAGGAUUUUAUACAGGCUGCUUGAACGGUAAUUUCAAUUUUAAAAUAUCAUCAAUAUAUUAAGUCAAGAAUAUUAUUACUACCGGGGCUUUCUAAUAGAGGUCGCUUUUAAGCGGCCUUGUUUUGCCCGCCUAAAUAUUAAUAACGUAAAUAAAUAAUGGAUUGUCUUUGCAUUGCUGAUUAUUUAAAUUUAAUACGAAUAUUCUCAUAUAACUUUCAUACAUAGAAAGUAUAGUUUUCCUCUUUAUACGUGUAAGCAGCAAUAUUAUUAUAUUCUUAAGUAGUCUAAGCAGCCUGUUUAUUGUUAUAAUAUUAAGCGAUUAAACAUUUUCCUGUGUUCAUAUUUCAUGUUACACGUUAGAUCUAGAACAUUCCACGUCACUCAUAAUCCGCAUUUUUCACACUGAUUCAAAGGAAAUGUCUUCCAAUAGGUUAUAUUUUUAUAUAGGAACGUUGUCCACUGUAUUUUUGUGAUACAGAAUGCGCCAUUUGAUAUGUAAUAGAUGAAAACGUAGUUAACGGUUACUAUAAGGUUCAUCGAGUUGACGAAAACUGUCGCGUCUAAAGCAUAUUUAAUCAGUGAAAAUGGAACUUUGUUUUUUUUUAUACGUAUGCGUAGUUCGCA